Molecule: messenger RNA, 1165 nt
Organism: Cryptotermes secundus
Lineage: Eukaryota; Metazoa; Arthropoda; Insecta; Blattodea; Kalotermitidae
Product: protein takeout
Exons: 6
Coding region: 45-794 (249 amino acids)
Source: RefSeq, a predicted model, not a curated record
ACGACACGAACAUUCUCAGUUUUGACGGAAACCCCGGCCGGAACAUGUGGAGAUCAGGAUACGCCGUGACCCUAUUGGCUGCUGUCACCUAUGCCUCCCUGCCUCUACCGUCCUAUAUCAAGCCAUGCGCGCGCAGUGACCCUGACUUCAACAUCUGCGCACUGCAGCACGCGAAGGAGACUUUCCCAGUCUUCGUGAAGGGCGACAGGAAGUACAAGAUACCGAGGAUGGAUCCCCUGGAGAUAGCUGAGAUGGAGAUAUCUGAGGGGCCGAGCAAUGGCGGCUUGUCUCUGUCCAUGCGCAAUGUCAAGAUGUAUGGGCUGAAACACGCUGUACUUCAGAAAACGGAAUUCGACUUCGACAGGAACCACGUGAUGUACGACACGAACAUUCCUGUCCUCACGAUUCUCGGAGAGUACGAGGUUUCGGGACGGAUCUUACUGUUGCCAAUAUCAGGCAAAGGGGACAUCAACAUCACACUGAUCAACAGUCACCUCACGUACUCGUACGACUUCGACAUCGUGGAGAGAAACGGCAACAGAUACCACGUGACCAAGAACCAUAAGGCCGUUGUGGAGCCCACCGUGGGGCUGUACCAUCUGUCCAACUUGUUCAACGGCGAUAAACUGUUGGGAACUCAAGUUAACGGCUUCCUCAACGAGAACUGGCAGGAGAUCUACAGGAGCAUGUCCCCGGCAAUUUCGGAGGCUUUCGCCCAGGUCGUAGGCAACAUCGUCAACACCAUAGCGAGCGGGUUACCAUACGACGCGCUAUUCCCAGUGACGGGGCAUUGAAGGGGGAUCAAGCACACGGCGCCGUGACGCCAAAUAUGUCGUCGUUCUUAUAAACAUGUUACGACUGACGCGAACUGUAAUAAUGACACUCGUGACCGAGCGAUCAGUGACGUCACGGGUGGCAGGAACAUCUUUCAUUGUCACGUCAGUCACUAGGCCUGCCUAUAUGCGUCCAGGGUUCGGAACCAGAGGAAACUCCGAAGUGUUGGCCAGGUUCCGGCAUGACAACAAACAAGAUACUUACAGGAAUACAUUCACUCUUAGGUUACUGGAUCUGUUACGAAAUUGGCAAAAUUUACCCACACAAAAUAAGUAUAAAGACUGUAUAUACAUUUUAAAGCGAAUAAAGUACUUCCUUUCCACACAGCAAA